GCGGUGGUUCCUGCAGCAGUGGCCGGCUGUGGUCUGAAGGUCUCUGCGUCCCUCGGGUCCUUCCCUUUCAACAUUCUGUAACCGCGCCAGCCUACCUCGCUCCUCGGCGCCAUGACCACCACCACCACCUUCAAGGGUGUCGACCCCAACAGCAGGAAUAGCUCCCGGGUUUUGCGGCCUCCAGGAGGUGGAUCCAAUUUUUCAUUAGGCUUUGAUGAACCAACAGAACAGCCUGUGAGGAAGAACAAAAUGGCUUCUAACAUCUUUGGAACACCUGAAGAAAAUCCCCCUUCUUGGGCCAAGUCAGCAGGUGCCAAGUCUAGUGGUGGCAGAGAAGAUUCGGAGUCAUCUGGACUGCAGAGCAGGAGCUCCUCUGAAGCAAGCUCUGGAGACUUCUUAGAUCUGAAGGGAGAAGGUGACAUUCAUGAAAAUGUGGACACAGACUUCCAAGCCAGCCUGGGGCAGAGCGAAGAGAAGCCUGUGCCCGCUGCUCCUGUGCCCAGCCCAGUGGCCCCGGCACCAGUGCCAUCCAGGAGAAAUCCCCCUGGUGGCAAGUCCAGCCUGGUUUUGGGUUAACUCUGACUGUCCUGAACUCUGUCGUUUUGUUUGUUUGUUUUCUCCAUGCUUGUGAACUGCACAACUUGAGCCUGACUGUACAUCUUUUGGAUUUGUUUCAUUAAAAAGAAGCACUUUAUGUACUGCUGUCUUUUCUUUUUCUUUUGAAGAACAGGUUUCUCUUUCUGUGUCUGACUCCUUUGGGUCUGUGGGCCAUGGCAUGAGUGUUUCCUAGUAGUAGACUGGAGGGAAAGCUUUGUGACACUUAGUACCGUGUUUUUAAAGAACAAAUGAUCUGUUCUCAGCGUGUUACGGGCUCUUUUGUACUGGGGGUUUUUGACAAACUGUACUUGGCUUAUCGUGAUGGGGCGCACCAUCAGCAGUGCACCGGCACCCCCACCACACCAGGUUGUCUUUAUUCAGAGCUUCUCUUGGUGUGCCCUUUGCCAAAAGCAUCCUCCUGUGCCAUAUGGAACAAUAAAGAGGCCUGCUCCUCCCACCUUGCUGCCUGCAAAGCAAAGAAACUGCCUUUUGUUUUUAACCUUAAGACCUAAGCCAGAUCUUAACAGGACAGGCUGGCCCAUGAGCAAAGCCUACUGUGUGAUGCAGAGGGAGGCCUCGGAUGUACAACCAACCUGCCUGGAAUGACAGUGGUGAAGCAAGUGGUCACUCCAUCUAGGAGCCGGGCCCCGGGGCACUGUUCUUAGUAAGUAACUUGAGGCUGUGUGCAUGAUGCUGGUGCUUGACCAUGAAAGGAAAGUCCCAUCCUUAAAUAUGUUGUACUUCUCAAUCCCGGACUGUUGCUUAAAGUAAACAAUAUCCACAUUUUGAAA
This is a messenger RNA of Castor canadensis (American beaver), 1388 nucleotides long. RefSeq names its product Jupiter microtubule associated homolog 1 (gene Jpt1). The record is from RefSeq and is a predicted model, not a curated record. NCBI's taxonomy places the organism in Eukaryota, Metazoa, Chordata, Mammalia, Rodentia, Castoridae. Gene Ontology annotation, cellular component: nucleus.